AUGGUGGUUUUCAUGGGCAGGAACCUUUCCUCGCUUCUGGCUUUCUUCAAGAAGAAGGGCGCUACCAAGGGCGAGACUGAGAAGCGGCUGAGCGUGCAGUAUACGGCAGGCGAGGAAUGCCCCGACAACGUCUUCUUCCCCACCACGCGGCCCCCGCACCUGGAGGAGCUGCACAACCAGGCUCAGCAGGGACUGAAGUCCCUGCAGCACCAGGAGAAGCAGAAGCAGACCAAAAGUGCCUGGGACCACGGGGACACCAGCAGCCUCCAGUCCUGCGCAUCCUCGGAGGAUGACAGCGUGUCCUUCCGGAGCCAGACGGCCUCCUGUGCCACUGACAGCACCUCUGAGGACGCCCUCUCCAUCCGCUCCGAGAUGAUCCAGCGGAAAGGUUCCACCUUCCGACCGCAUGACUCCUUUCCCAAAUCCUCAGAGAGGGCUGGCAAGAAGAGGAAAGAAAGGAGGACGACAGUGCUGGGCAUCCCCCAGCAUGUCCAGAAGGAGCUGGGUCUCAGGAACAGCCGGGAAGCCAAGGGACACCCCGAGGCUGAUGGACGAGGGCAGGCAAGGCACGGGGGCAGCCAGCUGCCACAGCCCUUGCUGAACGGCGGGCAGGUCUCCGGCGACGCCAUCCGCAUCCCCACCAUCGACGGGAAGCUGCAGCCACUGGCUCUCUCCGGGGGUGCCCAUGUUCGCCUGGGAGCCUUGGAGGAGGCAGACACGGCCCUGCAGAAGCACAUCGACCGGGUUUACUAUGACGACACAUUGCUGGGGAGGAAGACGGCGGCCAAGCUGUCACCCAUGGUGAGGCCAAAGUCACUGGCCGUGCCGGGCAUGACCACCAACGCCACCCCCCCGGAGCUGCUGAGCCCCGUCAUGUCCAUCUCGCCCCAGGGCACCUACAUGUCUAAGAUCAUUCCCAACGCCAUCCUGCCGCCCAUGGUGGACGUGGUGGCCCUGACGCGGAGCAGCGUGCGGACGCUGAGCCGCUGCAGCCUGGUGUCGUCCAGCCCGGCCUCGGUGCGCUCCCUUGCCCGCUUCUCAGAGUGCAGCACCCGCAGCCGCGAGCCCUCCUCCUCCAGCGACAAUUGGAGCCACUCACAGUCCACGGAGACUAUCGUCUCCAACAGCUCCACCAUCUCCUCCCAGGGUGGCUCUGACCGCCGGCAGCCCGAGGCAGGACCUGGCCGGGCAUCCCCCGCCUACAGCAUGAGCAGCCAGGCGGAGGGCUCGGACACAGGCAGCCUGGCCAGCGAGCGCUCCUCCGCCCGCAGCGUCUCCCUCAGGAAAAUGAAGAAGCCCCCGGCUCCCCCUCGCAGGACCUACUCGCUGCACCAGAAGGCCGAGGGGGAGCCCAAAGUGCUGGGGCUGCCCCCCAAGCCCGACCGGCGGUCCCAGCGGGAGAGCAGCACGCCCUGGUCCCCACGCCCCGAGCCCUUCAGCCCCACGGCUGAGGAUGAGGUCUUCUCCCCGUCGUCGCUGAGCGAGACCAGCAGCCUCCGCUCCGAGAGCCUGGCCGGCGCCAGCUCCCCUGAGGCCUUGCGGAGCAGCCCUGGGGUGACAGUGGUGCUGAGGGAGCCCCAGGCUCAGCCCAAGUGGAGCUGCCCGGAUGGGUCUGACCGCACCAUGUCCCCUUCCAGUGGCUACUCCAGCCAGAGCGGGACACCCACGCUGCCCGCCAAGGGGCUGGGACCCCCAUCUGUAUCCCCGGGCAGGGCUCAGCCCCAGAAGCCGGACCGGGUCUGCUCCCUGCAGUCGCCUGCGCUGUCUGUGUCCUCCUCCCUCACCUCCAUCUCCUCCUCGGCCUCGGACCCAGCCCCCCCAGAGACGCUGCCCUGCCGCUCGGACCGGUUCAUCAUCCCACCGCACCCCAAGGUGCCCGCUCCCUUCUCCCCGCCACCCACCAAGCCCCAGCAGCCCACAGCCCCCGCCGGCCCCCUCGUCCCCUCGCCAGACCCACCAGUGCCCAGCACUGCCUGCCAGGAGCCCUUGGCCAAGCCCAGCGGCAAGUCUCCACCGCCAUCGCCGCCGCCUGCCUACCACCCGCCUCCUCCACCGGCCAAAAAGGUGGAGGGGACCCCCCAGGCCGCCAGCGAGACCCCCGCCGACACCGCCUGGCCCCCACCACCCCCGCCAGCUCCCGAGGAGCACGACCUAUCCAUGGCGGACUUCCCCCCUCCGGAUGAAGCCUAUUUCUCCAGCCUGCCUGAUGCCGCGCCGGCUCCGGUGGCCGGGCAGAAAGCGGCACCGAGCCCGGGGACUGCGUCGUCUUCGUUCUCGGCCGCCGUCUCCUCGCGCAGCCAGCAGCAAGGCCCUCCGGCUGGGGCACCGCAGCCGCCUUCCCCCGCCGCGCCCCCUCCCCAGGGCACCGUGCCCCCGCCACCGCCGCCACCUCUCCCCCCACCCUCGGCUCCGGCUCUGCCACCCCAAAUCAGCCUUAAGAAGGCGGCCAACGGCCCCCGGGCAGACGCCAAGAAGGAGCCGGUGUUGCGGAACAAGAGCGGUCCCGUGCCCAAGGAGGAUGCCAGCCUGCCCAUCGUCACGCCCUCGCUGCUGCAGAUGGUACGGCUGCGCUCCGUGAGCGUGGAGCCGCCCGCCACGGCCGGUACCGGUGCCGAGGAGCGGCCGGCACCCCAGAAGCCUGUCCGCCGGUCCCUGUCCACACGGCAGCCCCCUCCUGCCAAAGACGCGGUGCCUUCAAACCAGCUCCACCAUGCUGUGCACCUCAAGGCUGCCGCCUUGUCCUCUGGUGAGGCUGCGGAGAAGCCACCGGGCAGCAGAGCGGCUCUGCCCGGCUCCGAGGGGCCCCCCGGGGACGGCCAGCUCUCCCCCAGGAACAAGUCACCGGCCUCCACCGCCAGCUUCAUCUUCGCCAAGAGCUCUAGGAAGCUGGUGAUCGAGACGGCCUCGUGCCCCGAGGCACAGGCUGACCUGAAGAAGAACUUGGUGGCCGAGCUGAUGAAUUUCUCGGGGCAACGCUCGGCACAAGCCCACCGAAAACCUGGCAAGAUCCCCCCUCCGGUAGCCAAGAAGCCUUCGCUUGGCCCGGGGCCGGCUCCUUCCCCCCUGAACCCAAAGGCACCGGCGGCAGAGGCACUGGGCUCCCCCGUGCCAGAUGGGAAAGCCAAGGCAGUGCCAGCGGACGAGAGCAGGACUAAGAGUGAGCCGGCAGGAAUGGCGGCCCCGGGGAUGGAGGACAGGAGCGCCGCAGAGCCGCUGGCUCAGACCCUCCCUGCACAAGAUGGACGGGGAGAGACGGCCUGA
Haliaeetus leucocephalus (bald eagle) is the source of this 3261-nucleotide messenger RNA. RefSeq names its product KIAA1522 ortholog (gene NHSL3). Lineage: Eukaryota; Metazoa; Chordata; Aves; Accipitriformes; Accipitridae. The transcript has 9 exons. The coding region runs from base 1 to 3261 and encodes 1086 amino acids. The record is from RefSeq and is a predicted model, not a curated record. Gene Ontology annotation, biological process: cell differentiation.